AUGGGAGCUUUCCCUCCAUAUCUUGAUAUUCGUCCAGUCCUGAUCAAUAGUCUAUUGAGUACUGAGGAGUUUCUUGAACCAAGUGGAGAAGAAAGUUUUGAAGAAUUCUCCAAUAAAUGCUUGAAAAGGCUUUCUAUUUGGUAUCAUCUUGUUCUCAACACAUCAGAUUCUUGGUUUUCAAGUAAAAGGUAUCGCGUGCAUUCUUGCUGGCAAUACUUGUGUCAAGAACAAGCUAGUAAGAUCAAGUUUCUACAUGUCUUACAAAGUUCUGAUGAUGUUAUAAAAUAUCAGCGCCGGUUGUGCGCCCAUUGCAACACUUUAUUCUGCUUCAAACAAGUGUAUGAUUCGAUAAAAAGUGAUUGUGCAUCCACUGUCCGUUCUCUCCUUUGUUUUGGUCCUUAUCACCAAUAUCCAGUGCCAAUACAUGCCAUGUGUUUCAAGUUGCUUAGGGUAUUACAUGCUGUUGAUGUUCGAUUUUACCAUAUCCCAAUUGAAAUUUUGAAACCAGUUUGUCUACAAUACCUUGCUCUAACUUGCAACGGGGAGCUCCCUGCUUCCAUAUCCAAUCUUUUUCACCUUAUUGCAAGACAUACGAACAUUAAAAAGCGUGGAGUUCAGUCAUAUAUGCCUGUGCAAAUUUGGGACAUGCAAGAGCUAGAGCAUCUUGAGAUAUGGGGAAGCGACCUACCAGCCCCUAACUCUGAUGCUACCUUGAAAAAACUCAUCACACUUUUUGGUGUAAGUGCAAACAGUUGUACAACAGAAGUUCUCAAAAGAAUUCCUAAUUUAAAGGUAUUAGGAAUUGAAGUGGAGUUGAAACCUUAUGAUGAUGAUGUUGAUGAAACUAACCCAUUGAGUUACUUGGGUUAUAUCUCACAACUCCAGAAUUUGGACAGACUUGGAUAUCGCGUUAGGAAUCCUUCAUAUCAGUUUAAUGCUACCUAUUUGAUUCCUCUUUCAAUGUUCCCAUCAAGUCUUGAAAUGUUACAUUUGAGUGGAUUGUGGUAUCCUUGGAAGUACAUAAAUGACAUUGGUUCAUUGCUGCCAAAUCUCAAAAGUCUCAUAUUAGAAUGCUAUGCAUUUCGAGGCCCAGAGUGGGAAAUAGAAUCAAGGGGAUUCUUGAAACUUACUAGACUUCUAAUUGAAGACACCGAUUUGGUGCAAUGGAGACCUCAACGUGGAAGUUUUCCGGAGCUUCGAAGCCUAAGCAUGAAGCAUUGCUACAAAUUACAACAACUCAAUUGGCCGUAUGAUCACUCUUGGAUCACAGAAAUUGAAUUAAUUGACUGCAGUCCUUUAGCUGUUGCUUGUGCCAAUCAAUUAAAAGACAAGUUUUCCUUUAAACGUAUCGUUGAUUCUUCUUUUUGA
Messenger RNA from Salvia miltiorrhiza (redroot sage), 1368 nucleotides. RefSeq names its product probable disease resistance RPP8-like protein 2. The record is from RefSeq and is a predicted model, not a curated record. Gene Ontology annotation, molecular function: alpha-tubulin binding. The coding region runs from base 1 to 1368 and encodes 455 amino acids. NCBI's taxonomy places the organism in Eukaryota, Viridiplantae, Streptophyta, Magnoliopsida, Lamiales, Lamiaceae. Gene Ontology annotation, biological process: protein folding. The transcript has a single exon.